UGGAAUUAUAAGAUUAUGGAGGGGUGAAACAUAGGUUGGAGACUUCAGUUAACCGCAUUCGUCAUUCGCUUGGCGGCGAAGACGAUCCGUCCGAAGGAGCUGGACUCCAAUAAGAAACGAGUUGUGAUUCAUACGUAUAUGGAACUGUAAAUCAGGCGUGUAUAUCUAUUAUCCAAAAAAAAAUGGCAACGCAAGAGGAAAUCGGUAUUGGAGAUUUGGUUCUUUUGGAUGAAAUUACAUUGGAAAGAAUUGUGGAUAAUUUACGAGUAAGAUACAAUGGCGGUAAAAUUUAUACAUACAUUGGAGAAGUAUGUGUCAGCAUAAAUCCAUACAGAAGUAUAAAUAUAUAUAACAAUGAUUAUAUUAAUAAAUAUAAAGGUAGAGAAUUAUUUGAGAAUCCACCACAUAUUUUUGCAAUUGCUGAUGCAGUGCAUAGAGAAAUGAAACAACAACGUCGUGAUACUUGUAUAGUAAUCAGUGGAGAAUCUGGUUCUGGUAAAACAGAAGCAAGUAAAAUUAUCAUGAAAUAUAUUGCUGCAGUUACAAAUUUAAGUGGUCAACAAGAAAUAGAAAGAGUAAAAAAUAUUCUUAUACAAUCCAAUUCAAUAUUGGAAGCUUUUGGGAAUGCAAAAACAAAUAGGAAUGAUAAUUCAUCUCGAUUUGGAAAAUACAUGGAUAUAGAUUUUAAUUUCAAAGGAGAUCCAAUUGGUGGCCAUGUUACUAAUUAUUUAUUGGAAAAGUCAAGAGUUGUAUAUCAGCAAAAUGGUGAACGGAAUUUUCAUUGUUUUUACCAGUUAUUAAAUGGUUGUAGUGAAGCAGAAAUAAAUAAAUUACGUUUAGUACGGGAUCCAGCAGCAUACUAUUAUGUUUCUGCUGGAAAUUUUAACAAAGCUAGUUCAACUGACAAAAGUGACUAUAAAACAAUUACUUCUGCUAUGUCUACACUUGGAUUUACUCAAAAUGAAGUACAAACAAUCUGGAAUGUCAUUGCUGGCAUAUUACACUUGGGCAAUAUUACUUUCAAACUUAUUGACGAUAGACUUUUCAUUGAAAAUAGAACUGCUUUAAAUGAUACAGCAAAUUUAUUCUCUAUCAAUGCACAUGAAUUAAGUACAGCUCUUACACAAAGAGUUAUUGCAGCUGGUGGAGAAGUUAUGCAGAAAGCCCACACUUCAACAGAAGCAGAAUAUGGUAGAGAUGCCUUAGCUAAGGCUAUAUAUGAAAGAUUGUUUACUGAAAUUGUAUCUCGCGUUAAUAGUGCAAUUAAUGUAAAUGAUACAGAAACUUAUAAGAGAUACAGAACAGUAAUUGGAGUGCUUGACAUAUAUGGUUUUGAAAUUUUUGAUGUAAAUAGUUUUGAACAAUUUUGUAUUAAUUACUGUAAUGAAAAAUUGCAACAAUUGUUUAUUGAAUUGGUAUUAAAACAAGAACAAGAGGAAUAUAAAAGGGAAGGUAUUGCAUGGCAAAAUAUUGAUUAUUUCAAUAAUCAAAUAAUUUGUGACUUAGUAGAACAACCUCAUAAAGGAAUGAUAGCAAUUAUGGAUGAAGCUUGUCUUAAUGUUGGCAAAGUUACAGAUGAGAUGCUUUUAGAAGCUAUGGAUCAAAAAUUACUUGAUCAUAAACAUUACACUUCUCGACAGUUAAAGCCAAUGAAUAAAGAACUUCAACAUAAAAUUCAGUUUAAAAUUAAACAUUAUGCUGGGGAUGUAAUAUAUAAUAUUAAUGGCUUUUUAGAUAAAAAUAAAGAUACGUUAUUUCAGGAUUUUAAACGUUUACUUUAUAAAAGCAGUAAUCCAAUAAUUAGCAAAAUGUGGCCUGAAGGUGCACAAAAUAUUUUGAAAACAACGAAGAGACCUUUAACAGCUGGAACUCUUUUUCGUAAUUCAAUGAUAGCACUUGUUAAGAAUUUAACAAACAAAGAACCAUUUUAUGUCAGAUGUAUAAAACCUAAUGAAGUUAAAUCACCAGUUGUAUUUGAUGAAGAAAGAGUAAAUCAUCAAGUACGAUAUUUAGGUCUUCUCGAAAAUGUAUUAGUUAGAAGAGCGGGUUUUGUGUAUCGUCAACGAUAUGACACAUUUUUAAAACGGUAUAAAAUGAUAUCUCAAUACACUUGGCCAAAUUUUAGAGGUGGAAAUGACAAAGAUGGUGUACGUACAUUAAUGGAUGAAAAAGGUUUUAGUAAUGAUGUAAAAUAUGGACACACUAAAAUAUUUAUUCGUUCACCUCAAACGCUUUUUGCAUUAGAAAAGGCACGUAGCAAUUUGAUCCCAGGUAUUGUAAUAUUAUUACAAAAACAAUGGAGAGGAUAUUUAUGUCGUCAAAAAUAUAAAAAAAUGAAAGCUGUCCUUAUCAUAAUGAAAUACUAUCAAAAAUAUAAAAUGUAUACUUAUAUUAAAGAAUUAGAAAAAACGUUUCGAAAUGCAAAAACAAUGCGAGAUUAUGGUAAACAUUUACCUUGGCCUCGUGAAAAUUUUGCUGUAAAACAUAUAAUAUUUACUUUAAAAAUAAUGUACGAAAGAUGGUGGGCAUGGAUGAUUCUUAGACUUAUUCCUAGAGAGGAUUGGCCUCAGCUACGAUUAAAAAUGGCUGCGGGAGUAGUUUUGCGUUCAAAGCGACUUUAUUGGGGACAAGAUAGACGCUGGGAAGGAAAUUAUCUUUCCAAACCAGAUGAAAAUCCUCUUAGUGAUAUUUUUAACUCUUCAAUAAAUAAUCUUCGCAAUACUGAUCAUUUCAAAGCAGUUCUAUUUAGUGCAUUUAUUAGAAAAACCAACAGAUUUAAUAAACCAAAAGAUCGUGUAUUGGUCGUUACUGAACACGCAAUAUAUAAACUUGAAAGUCUUAAAUUCAAAAACAUGAAAAAAGGUAUGCCAAUAACAGAAAUAACAGGUUUAAGUGUAUCACCUGGAAAGGACCAGCUUAUAACAAUUCAUUCAAAUCGAGGAAACGAUUUUAUUAUGUCAAUCAUUGCAAAAGAUGACAGAGUUGGAGAACUUGUUGGAAUUUUAAGUAAUAGAUACAAUCAAUUACGUUCCGCUGAUUUACAAGUUACAGUGGAUGUAAAACUUAAAUGUAUGCUAGGAAAUAAGAGUAAAGUACUACGAGUAGAAGUACAACCUGAAGUUGAAGAACCAACAUUCAAGAAAGAUGGUGAAAUUAUCAUAUAUGCCAUUCCGCCAUCAAUCGGCAUAAUUGAUGGAAGUGCUAAUACAAGGUUACAAUCUAGAACCGCCAAUUAAAACAGUACUUCAACUGCCUUUUUAAUAUUUUAUCAUAAAUAUUAAAAUUAAAUUAUUCUAUAUACUAAUGUUUUUACAAAAAUAUUUUUGUGGAAAUAUUUUUUUUAUUCUACUAAUGUACAAAUAAUAUUAAAAACACUAAUAGACUCGUAAGUCAAAAACAAACGACAAUACAGUAAUUUAAUAACAAAACAUUUUUAGUGCAAAUAUGCGAGCUACAAAUACUAUAUCGAGUAAUGGAAAAAAACUCUCUAAUUGAGAGAUUAUAGUGUAUAACAAAACUAUUUUGUGUAAAUACGU
Molecule: messenger RNA, 3536 nt
Organism: Frieseomelitta varia
Lineage: Eukaryota; Metazoa; Arthropoda; Insecta; Hymenoptera; Apidae
Gene: Myo31DF
Product: unconventional myosin ID
Exons: 15
Coding region: 183-3236 (1017 amino acids)
Biological process (GO): vesicle transport along actin filament; actin filament organization
Cellular component (GO): cytoplasm; microvillus; actin cytoskeleton
Molecular function (GO): actin filament binding; microfilament motor activity; ATP binding
Source: RefSeq, a predicted model, not a curated record